UCAAUUGCGGAACAAAUGUUGGCCAAACACGUGUUUCACUGGGACAAUAGUGAGUGGUGCACACUUCCUUCGCCCGGCCACAGAACAAGAGAAAAAGUCCCAUUUAAGAGUUGCUGGUGUAACAAUAGGAAGAAUAUAUUCCACUCCUCUCUUCUACACGCGGCUUAUGAGAUGAACGCUCGUCAAGAAGAACGUCCCCUUCAGCAGCAGGAGGAUCCACAGCCCCCCCACAUUAAAGAAAAAAAGGAGGAUCUUUGGGUUACUCAGGAGGAAGAGUGUCUUCUAGGGCAGGAGGAGGCGGAUCUCAGCAAGUUUCCACUGACUGUUGUCUCUGUGAAGACUGAAGAGCAUGAAGACAAACCACCUGAGUCCUCACAGCUUCAUCACAGUCCAAAUGUCUGUGAAGAACACCUUCUGACUGAAAAACAGGAGUGUAGCUUCAGGAUGGUGAAGGAGGAUCCUUCUAAGAGGACGACCAGGUGCCACAGACCCUCUGGCGUCUCUUUUCCUCUUUGACAAAGACCCUUCCCUGUAAAAAGGAAGAGGAAGAUUCACUGACCCUCCACAUUAAAGAGGAAGCGAUGGAACACAACAUCAGUCAGGAGGGGAGAUCAUCUUGAAGGACUGGUGGAGUUCCCAGUGACUGGUGUCCCUGUGAAGAGUGAAGAUGAAGAGGUCAAAGGUAAAAGUGAGGAGAAGAGAGAGGCGGAGCCUCCAAGCAGCAGCUCAACACAACACAUGACAACAGAAGCUGAUGGAGACCACUGUGGAGGAUCACAAGCAGGCAAGCUCUUAGCUCCACUAUCAGAUAGUGAGGACACAACGUCACACUCUCCUGACACUGAUGAUGAAGACUCUAAAGAUGAUAAGACAUGUCACACUGACAACACUCACUUCAAAUGUUCUCACUGUAACAAAUCCUUUCGUUCCCGUUCUUAUCUGAAAGUACACAUGAGAACACACUGGAGAAAAAAUGUUUUCCUGCUCAGAAUGUGGUAAAUGUUUUACUAACAGUCAGAGUUUGAAAGUGCACAUGAGAACACACACUGGAGAAAACCCAUUUUCCUGCUCAGAAUGUGGUAAAUGUUUUACAAUAAGUAAGAGUUUAAAAGUACACAUGAGGAUCCACACCGGAUAAAAACAUUUUUCCUGUUCAUUUGGUGGUAAAGGUUUUACACAAAAAAAUGUGUUGAACGAACACAUUUCAGUACACACUGGUGAAAAGCCUUUUACCUGUUCAAUAUGUGGUAAAAGUUUUACACACAGUCAGACUUUGAAAAAACUCACAAGGUUACACACUGGUGAAAAACCUUUUAUCUGUUCAAUAUGUGGCUCUUCUUUUCCAAGGAAGGAAUCUUUGAAAGUGCACAUGAGAACACACACUGGUGAAUAACCGUUUUCCUGUUCAGUCUGUGGUAAAGGUUUUGCAGAAAUUCAACAUUUGAAAAGACACAGGGAAACGCACACUGGUGAAAAAAGACAUUCCUGUUCAAUCUGCAACAGAAGCUUUUGUGACCUAUCAAUCCUUAGAGCACACAUGACAACAAACCCAGGAGAGAAAGAACGAUCAAACCUUGUAGUACACAUGAGAAGACACACAGGAGAGAAAGUGUUGAAUUGCAGUGUGUGUGGUGAAAGAUUCUCUUAUAAGUACCAGUGUAAGAAACACAAGUGUGCUGGUGAGAUCAGCAGCAGCAAAUGAAACUGCAGGAUUUGAAAUAACCCUAAUCCCUAACCUCAAAUCAUGAUUUUGAGUCUUUAUUGUUUGACUUCAGGCUUCACGGUGGAAGAGGGGUUAGUGCGUCUGCCUCACAAUACAAAGUUCCUGCAGUCCUGGGUUCAAAUCCAGGCUCGGGAUCUUUCUGUGUGGAGUUUGCAUGUCCUCCCCAUGAAUGCGUGUUUUCCCUCCGGGUACUCCGGCUUUCUCCCACCUCCAAAGACAUGCACCUGGGGAUAGGUUGAUUGGCAACACUAAAUUGGCCCUAGUGUGUGAAUGUGAGCGCGAAUGUUGUCUGUCUAUCUGUGUUGGCCCUGCGAUGAGAUGGCGACUUGUCCAGGGUAUACCCCGCCUUCCGCCAGAUUGUAGCUGAGAUAGGCGCCAGCGCCCCCCGCGACCCCAAAAGGGAAUAAGCGGUAGGAAAUGGAUGGAUGGAUGGAUGUUUGACUUCACAUGUUUCCAAAUAUCCCUGCCAAGGAGGGGCAGCAAGGUGGACAAAAAUAUAUGAGUAGAGUGACCAUCUUCAGAAAAUGUGCCGAAUAUCUUUACACACCUCGGUCUUCUCUCCAGCACCAUUAGAACAAAAAGGGACGUUUUUGUCAUGAAAAAGGAAGGUUUUUGUGGUUGGUGCACUAAUUGUAAGUGU
Molecule: messenger RNA, 2363 nt
Organism: Nerophis ophidion (straightnose pipefish)
Lineage: Eukaryota; Metazoa; Chordata; Actinopteri; Syngnathiformes; Syngnathidae
Product: zinc finger protein 391-like
Exons: 3
Coding region: 16-516 (166 amino acids)
Biological process (GO): regulation of transcription by RNA polymerase II
Molecular function (GO): DNA-binding transcription factor activity, RNA polymerase II-specific; RNA polymerase II cis-regulatory region sequence-specific DNA binding
Source: RefSeq, a predicted model, not a curated record